UUCCCACAGGUGGCUGCGCUGGAGCGGCAGAUCUUUGACUUCCUGGGCUACCAGUGGGCUCCUAUCCUCGCCAACUUCCUGCACAUCAUGGCGGUCAUCCUGGGCAUCUUUGGCACCGUGCAGUACCGCUCCCGGUACCUCAUUUUGUACGCAGCCUGGCUGGUGCUCUGGGUUGGCUGGAAUGCGUUUAUCAUCUGCUUCUACCUGGAGGUUGGACAGCUGUCCCAGGACCGGGACUUCAUCAUGACCUUCAACACGUCCCUGCACCGCUCUUGGUGGAUGGAGAAUGGGCCAGGCUGCCUGGUGACACCUGUCCUGAACUCCCGCCUGGCCCUGGAGGACCACCAUGUCAUCUCUGUCACCGGCUGCCUGCUUGACUAUCCCUACAUUGAAGCACUCAGCAGCGCCCUGCAGAUCUUCCUGGCUCUGUUCGGCUUCGUGUUCGCCUGCUACGUGAGCAAAGUGUUCCUGGAGGAGGAGGACAGCUUCGACUUCAUCGGCGGCUUUGACUCCUACGGAUACCAGGCGCCCCAGAAGACGUCGCAUUUACAACUGCAGCCUCUGUACACGUCAGGGUAGCUUCUGCUCCACGCCCAGCCACG
Molecule: messenger RNA, 602 nt
Organism: Ceratotherium simum simum (southern white rhinoceros)
Lineage: Eukaryota; Metazoa; Chordata; Mammalia; Perissodactyla; Rhinocerotidae
Source: RefSeq, a predicted model, not a curated record